Messenger RNA from Oreochromis niloticus (Nile tilapia), 1994 nucleotides. Its product is annotated as pulmonary surfactant-associated protein D-like. Gene Ontology annotation, cellular component: multivesicular body. The record is from RefSeq and is a predicted model, not a curated record. The transcript has 6 exons. The coding region runs from base 741 to 1460 and encodes 239 amino acids. Lineage: Eukaryota; Metazoa; Chordata; Actinopteri; Cichliformes; Cichlidae.
CUCCUUUGUGUCACAGACACCAACUGUCUAUCACCUAUAAUCCAGUUUUGAGAUCCCUUCUCAGGUGCCUUAAUGCUCACUCACAUCUUGUGUCAGUUGAUCUCAGUAAGUCACAUGAUAGGGUGAGGCAAGGUCUCACAGUGGUUUCACCUGAAAACUCUGUUGAUAAUAAUGACCCACACUCUUUUUCAAACCUUGGCACAUGUGAUGAGGAACAUGAUCAAUAAUAGGUCAACAACCCCCUUGAAGGAAAACUCCCACUAGCGCUUAAAAACCUGGGAGUCUCCAUCAUUUGGUCUCAGACUUGAAGAAGCUUCUUGGAUGAGAGACAAAAUGUCUUCAAGAAAUUUAAAAUAGUCCUAUGGUUUUUCUUUCCAAGCUCCUCAGAUUACCAUGACCCGGACCUAUACAGUUAUGUAAAAUACAUGUUUCAGCAAAGAUAAGUCUGUGUUCUUUGUGGUUUAAUGUAAUAAAAUAAUUGUCUUGCUCAGAGUGUUUUAGCUAUAAAGAGGCAGGCUUUUGGCCUCAUACUUUUUUUCCUCUCUUCUGUGUCCAAUGAAAUACUCACAUGGUUUUUAUUUCCUCUACAAAGAAUGUCAGAUAUUUUUGACUUUGGGUUCUGAAUUUGUUUUAAAGCUGUACAUGAAGCAGCACAACUAGUGGAUAACUACUUAUGUAUAAUGCUGCAAAGAAGAAUCACAUCCAUAUCAUUCGUCAUUUAAACUAGUUGCGUAAAGAAGAUGAAGCCAUAUGUUUUUGCCAUAACCUUCUGCCUCAUGGCUCCUGUGGGCUACAGUCAGCUUUUUGGUCCUCCUGGUCCUAAAGGCCCACCUGGGUCACCUGGAGAACCCGGGGCAGCUGGAGAACCUGGAGAACAAGGACCAAAAGGCUUGAAAGGGGAACGGGGUGCACGAGGGCCUCCAGGACCACAUGGAUUUCCAGGACCUUCUGGGCGAAUCGGCAAACCUGGACUACCCGGCCCACCUGGAACUAUUAUAAUGUGUGGACGAGAUCCUAUUGGCUCUUUUUACAGCGAUACUGAAAAGCUAAUGAAGAGAAUUGCCAAGUUUAAACUUGCUAUAAACUAUGAUUUUGUCCAAAUGGUUGAUCAAAAAUACUUUGUCUCCAACAAGCACAGAGGCAGUUUCUCAGAGGCUGUAGUGUUUUGCAGCCAACGUGGUUUAGAGCUGGCGUUGCCACAGAACGAGGAGGAGAACAACGCACUGACUCAAGUUCAUGGCAAAUUCAGAGCCAAAGCCUGGAUCAAUGUGAACAAUAAAAAAGCUGAGGGGGAGUUUAAAACUGACAUGAAAAAUCGACCUCUGACCUUUAACAAUUGGGGAAAAGGGCAGCCAGACAAAUCCAUUGAGGAUACAGGCUGCACAAUGCUGUCAGAAAACGGUUCCUGGCAAGUGACACAUGAAUGUUCUCUCAAUGUCCACAUCAUUUGUCAGUUAUAGAAAUGUCUCAUGAAAAGAACUACAACACCGCCCCCCCCCAAAACAAACAAACAAAAAUCCCACAUUUAUGUGUUUAUGUGUAUUUUCAGCUUUGCAUGCUUAAUCUAACUCUGUUUCAGCCUCUUGUGUGUGAUGGCAACCAAAGAUUAUGUAAUGCCAAAAGUGACACAGCAAUGAAAUAAGAUCAAAAUGAUCCUCAUGUUCCUUAUUUAGACAUGAUACCUUUAUGUUUAAUUUACAUCAGUUCAUCUAAAUCAUCUGUUAAUGCAGGGUCUCUCAACAUUAGAAAAACUACUUCAUGGGCUAAAUUUUUCAACUUUCGUUUUACAAAAUAUUUAUUUUUGCCUAAGCAUAUUCAUAAAUACACUAUAUUGCUAAAAGUAUUCCCUCACCCAUCCAAAUCAGUGGAUUAAGGUGUUUCAAUCACUUCCAUGGCAACGAGUGUAUAAAGUCAGGCAGCUAUGCUGUAGACUGCUUAUACAAACAAUUAUGAAAGAAUGGGUUGCUCUCAGGAGCUCAGCGAAUUCCAGUGAU